CACUUUUGGAACACAGCUGCGCAUGUUGGCUCUCGUCCCUUUGGUUGGAAGCUACGGGUGGGAGUGCUGUUGCGAUGGCUUCGCCUGCCUUGCGUUUCGGCGGUGACAUUGCUUGGCCUUUGCAGCGGGUCCGCAGGUGACUGUCAUUUUGGCUUCAUUGCCUUGAAUUGAAAGAUGGCAGGAGCGGCCGAGCAACGGUUUCUGUGUUUGAUGAUCCUGGCCAGAUCCCUCAGUGCAGCAGGAUUGGGCCUCCUUGUCAGUGCCUCCGCGGAUCUUCUUUACCAGCUGAUGCGGCAACGCUCGAGCGCGCAGGUUCACCAGCGCGUGCAGCGAGCCUUGACCAAUGUCGCCACACUGUCGACACUGCUGGAUUUCUUCUUGGCGCCGGCAAUGGGACGCUAUAUGGACACGGUGGGACGCUUGGCUACCAUGAUGCUGGCCCUCGGCUGCUCCGCCGGUGUGCGCCUGUGGCUGGCAGCAGCGCCUUCCCUGCCGGUGUACCUCUUCUAUCGUGUCCUGGUGUCUGUCACCGGGACUGCUUGGUUUGGAGCCAGUGCCGCGGCCAUGAGCGACGUCUUUGGAAGGGGCACGCCUGGCUUUGCAGAGGCGUCAAGCCGGGUUCGGCGCUUUGCGCUGGUGGCGAUGAUGGCGGGGACAUAUUCGGGGCGCAUGAUCAAGGCACCGAGGCACGCUUUUGCCAUCGUGGGCUUGGUGCAACUGCUUGCUUUGAGCACAGUGGGGUGCAUGAAAGAGACAUUGAAAGCUCCAGCGGCUCGGCCUCAGGGCUCCUUCUGGUCCUUCUUCCGGCAAAGCCAGGCUCUCCUCGGCUUCGCAGUGCUGAACACCGCCAUGGAGCUUCCGGGCCACGUGGGGAACCUGAGCCAAGUGCUGCGGCGCCAGCGGUUUCGGCACUGGACCACCGCGGCGGAGUCCACGCACGUGCUGCUUUUGCAGGUGGCGGCGGUGGUGAGCACCUACCUGCGGCCCAGGGUGCUGGAGUUGGGCUUCGCCUCUGCAGCGCGCCUGGACUGCUGGUGCGGCGCCCUGAUCUCGCUGAACAGCGCCCUGGCGCCCGCGGCCGUUUUUCUGGCGCUGAACCCGGUGCUCGCGUGCCUGCAAUGCGGGGACCUGGCGGUGGAGCUGUGCAUGGAGCGGGAGGCCGCGGCCUUGAACCUGGGCACUGGAGCACUGAAGGCCGCCAGCGCCAACCGCGGCUUCGUGCCCGCGCUGGUGAUGCCGCGGCUCUACGGCGCCCUGUACUCCUGGCGCCCGGAGGCGCCCUUUUUGGUGGCCAGCGCCUUGUCGCUGCUGGCGGCCGAGGUGGUGGGGCCCUGGGCCUUCGGAAAAAAAGGCGAAAAAAACCGGGCGCCAAACGCCGCGGGCGUUUUUUGUGGGCGUUUUGUGGGUGCGGCUUCGUGUGCGGGGGGACCCCUUUUUUGA
Effrenium voratum is the source of this 1440-nucleotide messenger RNA. The record is from the annotation of a GenBank genome assembly. Lineage: Eukaryota; Dinophyceae; Suessiales; Symbiodiniaceae.